Molecule: messenger RNA, 924 nt
Organism: Ruditapes philippinarum (Manila clam)
Lineage: Eukaryota; Metazoa; Mollusca; Bivalvia; Venerida; Veneridae
Exons: 6
Coding region: 95-910 (271 amino acids)
Source: RefSeq, a predicted model, not a curated record
CGUCAAAAUUGACACAAUUCAGCUCUAUUUGAAAACAUUCUUUAAUAAGCAAAAUUUUGACUAUAAUUUAAAACUGUUCUGUUCACAAUAAAAAAUGAAUGCAAUAGGAAUCUUUUUUAUUUUGGUUUCGCUGGAUUUCAAGGUUGUUUGCAACGAAAAUGAGGAACCUACAUGCCAGAAUUUGAAAGAAAGUGUUCGUGAGUUACAAAACGAACUUGAAUCUCUUAAGAAGGAAUUUCGUGUAAUGCAGACAGACGGAGCUACCAGAAGUGUAGAGAAAAGAUUUGUUGCAGAUGGAGAAAGAGAUAUUGAUGCAACUGUAACAAAGCUUGAAAAAGAUGUCAAGAGUCUGGUUGAAGGCAUAGGGAGUACUUACGUCAGAUGGGGUAGAACAACAUGCCCUGGUAAUACAACGGUAGUUUACAAAGGAUAUAUGGGAGGUAAUGUCUACUCAAAUACCGGAGGUCCCGCAAAUUUUCUUUGCUUACCUGAAGAUCCUACCUGGGGAAAAUAUCAAGAUGGAAUUCAAGGCGAAGGAAACAAAAUAUUUGGAUCAGAGUACCAAAUCAUCAAGACAAACUUUAAUCCCUUUUCUCAGAAUAUGAAUGAUCAAGAUAUUCCAUGUGUUGUUUGUAGUACAAAAAGACCACUGAAUAUUAUGGUUCCUGCAAGGACUAGCUGUUACACUGGAUGGCAUUUAGAAUAUACAGGAUACCUCAUGACAACCAUGUCAAUUCACAAUGAUGCAUCAGAGUACGUUUGUAUUGACGGAAAUCCUGAAGCAAUGAUACACGGAAGUGCAAACACAGACGGAAACACUUUGCAUCUGGUUGAGGCAGUCUGUGGAACUCUACCUUGUCUACCUUAUGUUGAUGGUCGUGAACUUGCUUGUUCUGUUUGUAGCAAAUAAAAUUAUUAAAUUAA